AAAAGUGGCGCCGUCAUUGCGUCAUUUUAACGCGACAUCGUUUUAUAGUUUUUUUUGGUAACGUUAUAUUGAAGUAAAAUGACCACUACCACAAGAAACACUCACUGAUGCAGAGCCAGUGGAGGGACGAAUAAAACUGCUACAUGACUCUGAGAACUGCUGCUUAUAUUAGAAGAACUACAGUUCCCAGCAGGCCGUUCGGCUGUACACAUGUGGCGGGGAGCCUCGGACAACAGACGGCGGCAUCAUGUCUGUGUUUAUGGAUUUAAACCUGAGCUACACGGCGGACAGGAGCGCCCUGCAGAGUAUGGUGGACACGGCUGCUCACCUCGGUUUCUCCACAGUCGCCAUCAACUACUUGUUUGAACCCACGGCCAAAAAGAAACAGGAAAUCCCCACCCCCACGCCGAUCAAUGAGCUGAUCGAUCAGCUGCCGAUCGUACAGGGCCGCUCUCGUCCAAUCAGAGUGCUGAACAGACUGACAGUUGUGAUGUCAGACUCCAGUCACUUUAGGCCGACUGCUCCAGAGUACCGUAGCUUCGACCUGCUGGCUGUGCAGCCGACCACAGAGAAACUCUUCCAUGCAGCCUGUAUGUUGUAUGAUGUUGACAUCAUCUGUAUCUCAGUCACAGAGAAACUUCCUUUCUUCUUCAAGAGAGCACCGGUCAACGGGGCUGUAGACAGAGGCCUGGUGUUUGAAGUGUCGUACUCUACAGCCAUCAGAGACUCCACCAUGAGACGCUACACCAUCGCCAACGCCGUCAGUCUGAUGGACAGCUGUAAGGGGAAGAGUGUCAUCCUGUCCAGUGCAGCUGAGAAGGCUCUGGAGCUCAGAGGUCCAUAUGAUGUCACCAACCUAGGUUUGUUGUUCGGUUUGUCAGAUGGAGACGCUAAAGAAGCCGUGACCUCGACCUGUCGCUCAGUGCUGCUGCACGCAGAGACCAGGAGGACGGCCAGUGGGAUCAUCUACACCAUGAGGAGCUGCAGUGAGUCAUCCUGCCAGCAGGAGGCUCCGCCGCCCUCUGAAGGUGAAGCUCCUGCUGCCAAGAGACACAGACCUGCUCUGACUGAGUGAUUGACAGCUGAGGAGGGCGGGACUUCUAGGGCUGACAGGCAUUUUCUUGUUUCAAUCGUAUAAACUUGUUGAUUGACAGGAGAAGAUUUUGAUUUUCACGAAUUUUUCCUGUGAACUGAUUCAAUGAUUUCUGAUUUGACUUUUAUGAUUUUGAAAUAAACAGUUUGAAGA
Messenger RNA from Seriola dumerili (greater amberjack), 1246 nucleotides. RefSeq names its product ribonuclease P/MRP subunit p30 (gene rpp30). The transcript has 13 exons. The coding region runs from base 248 to 1075 and encodes 275 amino acids. Gene Ontology annotation, cellular component: nucleolar ribonuclease P complex; ribosome. Lineage: Eukaryota; Metazoa; Chordata; Actinopteri; Carangiformes; Carangidae. Gene Ontology annotation, biological process: translation; tRNA processing. The record is from RefSeq and is a predicted model, not a curated record. Gene Ontology annotation, molecular function: structural constituent of ribosome; RNA binding.